AUGAAAAGAUAUUGGUAUGAGCCGAUUCUACCAGAGGAAGCAGUCUUUCCAGAAUCCUGUCGAAGAACAUUAACCCAUUUUGUGACAACCAUUUCAUCGCAUCUGUCACGCAAACGAACGGAGGAAACAUUCUUACAGUUCCUUACCAACUCAUCUUCUAUAAUCAUUGUCUUCUUGAACGAGCUUGCCGCAGCAUUUGCUACUGCGGGGUCAGCAUCAACGGAAACCUCAUCGAUCGUGGAGAGAUAUCUUGAGAAUGCACCGGAUAGCAGCCUUGCCAACGUGCUUUCCAAAGAACAGCAAAGGAAAAAGCUUAACAUGAUUGCUGAUGAUAUCUUAUCCAACUAUCUUGAUUCCAAAACAUAUCGCUGCUCUCCUGCCCGAGAUUUUCUUCGGGAAGUUUUCGCGAGAGUUGUGCUAGAGUCCACCGUGAUCAGCCUAUCUCGUCCCGAAUUCAUAAACGAAUGGAUAAUCUAUCUUCUCCAAGAUGGUGAAUCCGAGAUUAUGCAUGCAAUCGACGCUGGCGUCGAGGGCGCACGAAACCAAGGCGUCAGUGCUGGCAAAGUCCCAAAUGAGCCCAAGAAUGUACCAUCUGAAUCUGCAACCGGUCAAACUCUGGCUCAACCCGCUGAACGCCGAACGGGGCAGGUAGAUGAGGCAACAGAAAAAGCUCUUAGGGAAGCCAAGCGUCUCAGCGCCUUAAUUGCCUCCCAGGAUGUGGAAAACACAGUUCCCGAGUCGCAACCUCAGUGUCGCCAGAACACGGAUACAUCAAGUUCUGAUCCCAAUAAUAAAGCGGAACUCCCAUCAAAAUGGAUGCCAGAGGACCAGCGGGGUGAUGUUGGAGUGGGCGCAAUAUCCCCAGAACCACAAAGGCCAAUGGCACCUUCGCAUCGAGAAGUUUCCGUGUCACCGGUUAGCCUCCAUGGAGCCCAGGUCAUGGUUGAUGACGAUGCAGCAGGAAGCGAAAAGGGCACCGUCAAAUCGAAGCCAACUUGGGAUUACCUACUACAAGUUGAACCAACUUCAACACGCUCAACGGGAUGGAUGGUAUUCCGGAAAUAUACCGACUUCCAAUCUGUGCAUGAAAUGCUAGAGACGGUGGCAAGAUUAAAUCGAAUCCAAAGCUUCUCUGAGCAGUUUCCUACUCUGCCUGCUUGGAAGGGCAAAACCAGACAUGAGCUUGCUCGUGAAUUGGAGCGUUAUCUACAAGAGGCAGUAAAGCAUGAGUCCCUUGCAGAAACUAACCGUAUGCGCCAGUUUCUUGAAAAAGAGCGCGGUUCCAACGAAGUUGAUGUGACCACAAAAUCUGGGUUUUCUUUCCCAAGCCAAAGCGCCUUCGAAAAUGUGGGCAAAGGGGUAUUGGGCGCAUUAACGAAUGCUCCGAAGGGGGUAGCUGGGGGUGGCAGAGCAGUUUUUGAUGGCGUGACAGGGGUCUUUGGAGGUUCUGGCCAUAGUCGAAAGCCGACCAAUACUCUCGACCAACGGUCUGAAGACCAACAGAUUGCCUCAAAGUCUGAAUAUGAAGUUCCGGCCUCUUUUGGUUCUGCGGGGAAGCCGAGUGCUCUAGAGAGUUAUGAUCACCUAUCUGCUCUUCAAAAUGGCGAUGGGAGCGCGUCUCGAUCAAUAACUUCGCCAGCCGCCUCCGCAACGGAAUCCUCCCGAGUCGAAACACAUAAGUCUUCAGUAGGUGAGGCUGGAAAUGGCCAAGACACAGGGUUCUCGGAGUCAACGCUUGUACAGUCCGAGAGUCGGCAAUCCACGGAGUCUAGCAUUGGGCCGGCGAGAAUGCAAGAUAAAUGGUUUACUGGGCGAACAUCCCCGCCACUUCCUAGCGAUACGAGGCCUAGCAAUGACUUUGAUUCUACCCCACAGAGUAUACGCCGGCAGCAGCAACCCAUUACUGCAGACGAGACUCAAAUUGCAGUUGAGUUGAUCUUUGCGGUAAUCAACGAGUUAUACACACUAUCUUCAGCAUGGAAUAUCCGCCGCACGCUGCUGAAUGCGGCCAAGUCGUACAUUUUGCGCCCGGCGAGUCCAACACUUGAGACAAUCCGAACUCUUCUACAAGAAUCCAUGAUUGAAAGCCAUACAUCAGAUGAUGCGCUCAGUGAAUACUUGAAGAAGCUCCGUGAAAAUGCCCUGCCAACAGAAGCAGAGCUACUCGCCUGGCCCCCGCCAGCUACAGAGGAGGAAAAAGAGCAACUACGGAUCAAAGCACGUCGACUAUUUGUGCAGCGAGGAAUCCCACAGGCACUUACCAGUGUCAUGGGUGCUGCUGCUAGUCGGGAGGCCCUGGAGAAAAUUUUCGACAGUCUCCAGGUCCAAAGCGUGGCCCAGGGAUUCGUUUUCUCUGUUCUUUUACAAGGCUUGCGUGUACUGGCGCUGUGA
Messenger RNA from Penicillium angulare, 2391 nucleotides. RefSeq names its product PX domain-containing protein. The record is from RefSeq and is a predicted model, not a curated record. The transcript has a single exon. NCBI's taxonomy places the organism in Eukaryota, Fungi, Ascomycota, Eurotiomycetes, Eurotiales, Aspergillaceae. Gene Ontology annotation, molecular function: phosphatidylinositol binding. Bases 1 to 2391 code for a protein of 796 amino acids. Gene Ontology annotation, cellular component: intracellular membrane-bounded organelle.